This is a messenger RNA of Aureobasidium melanogenum CBS 110374, 1263 nucleotides long. Its product is annotated as N-acetylglucosamine-6-phosphate deacetylase. The transcript has a single exon. The record is from RefSeq and is a predicted model, not a curated record. Bases 1 to 1263 code for a protein of 420 amino acids. Lineage: Eukaryota; Fungi; Ascomycota; Dothideomycetes; Dothideales; Saccotheciaceae. Gene Ontology annotation, biological process: N-acetylglucosamine catabolic process. Gene Ontology annotation, molecular function: N-acetylglucosamine-6-phosphate deacetylase activity.
AUGCCAGCUGCCGUGUCACCAGAAAGACCCCGAAGUGGCAUCACCCGAUUGACUGGAUGCCGACUAGUCAAAAACAAUACAUUGGUAGAGGAAGACUUAUGGCUCUCCUCAGUCACGGGUCGCAUUCUACGCAGCCAAGAAGUCUUUUACGAGCAUCAGGCAGCUCCAGACGAAGUCAUUGACCUCGGCGGCCGUAUCGUCUCUCCCGGCUUCAUCGAUGUACAAUUUAAUGGCGCCUUUGGUUUCGACUUCUCACAGGCACCAGAGGAUCCCGUGUCCUACCGUAAGGGUCUGAAAGAGCUAAAUAGAAGAUUGAUUGGGACUGGCCUCACAUCAUAUCUACCCACGAUCACUAGUCAGAAGCCAGAACUGUAUCACAGCGCAUUGCCGUACCUGGGCCCAUCAGGCUCAGCCCGUGACGCAGAUGAAGGUGCAGAGUCUCUGGGCGCCCACGUCGAGGGCCCUUUCCUCAGUCCGACCAAGAACGGCAUCCACAGCCCCGAAGUCCUACAGUCCGCUACAUCGUUCGCCGAUCUCGAAGCCUGCUACGGUGUCCACAACCUGUCCAACAUCAAAAAAUUGACCGCCGCACCCGAAGUCGGAAACAUGACCUCGAUCAUCCCAGAGGUGGUCAAACACAACAUUAUCUUCAGUAUCGGUCACACAGAGGCUACCUACGAAGAAGCAUCUGCAGCUGUAGCUGCUGGAGCGAAGAUGAUCACACACCUCUUCAAUGCCAUGAAGCCGCUACACCACAGAAACCCAGGUGUUUUCGGCAUCCUGGGCCAUCCUUCCACGCAUACGCCUUUCUUUGGUGUCAUCGCAGAUGGAAUUCAUCUACAUCCCACCACUGUCAAGAUAGCAUACGCGGCGCACCCCGAAGGCAUGAUUCUAGUGACCGAUGCCAUGAGUCUUGCUGGUCUGCCAGACGGCACAUACAACUGGACAAAUGGCGACAGCAUUGUCAAGAAAGGCUCAAACCUGACACUCGAUGGCACAGACAAGAUUGCUGGUGGUUGUGCAACCUUGCUAGACUGUGUAAACAACUUUCUCAACUGGUCGAAUGCCAGUAUCGCCGAAGCUGUCAGAGCUGUUACUGUCACGCCAGCUAAGAUGCUUGGGUUGGAAGGUGUCAAGGGAUCUCUGGAAGCCGAUGCUGAUGCUGAUCUGUUGGUCUUGUCCGAGGAAGUUGAUGGUGACGGAAGACAUUUGCUAGUUGAUCAAGUGUGGAAAUUUGGAAGAUUGGUUCAUGAGAGAUCAUGA